GAGAAGAAAUAUUAUCAGAGCAAACUGUUUUUUAAUUUGACAAAUGAAUAUUACUUUAAAAGAAUUUUUAACUGUUUAAAGUAUUAUCGUUUUAUAUACAAACAAAUAAAACUUAUGAAUAUGCCGAAGACGAAAAUUCUUUUGGAAGAACAAUUAACUAUCGUAGCGCAAUAUUUUCAGCCACAUGUCUCUUAUUGGGCUAUAAAAACGUGGCUAAAUGAAAUAGCGUUUGCAGUAUUAUCUCGUCUGAUGGAAAAAUAUCCAGCUCAUUCAAUUUUCUCUGCGACUUCAAAGCAACUUUCUUUUUGGCGCAAUAACAACAUUCAUGACAAUUUCUGGAAUAAAACAGAAUCAAAGCAAAUUUUAUGUAUUCUGGAAGAAUAUAUAUUUUCAAAAUUAAAUAUCUAUCGAUUAUUAAUAACAUUAAAUCUCAAAGCCAAAUACAUAAAACAUUUUACAGAAUCUUUUAUUGACAGAAAACAUUUAUUGACUAUCACGUAUCACAUCGUAGCUAGAAGACUCGGCGUAUGUUGCUAUCUAAUAAAAUAUAAAGAUAAUAUUGGAAUCAUGUGGAAACCAAAAUAUAAUACAAGUAUUGGGUGUAAUACAGAAUUCUUUUAUCUAAGUCCGAGCCCUAAUCUAUUUUAUCCAUUGAACGUUAUCAGGCAAUUAUAUCGAAAUAAUAAUGUAUUCUUUUCUGCGCCUGUCCAUUUAUUCAGUCAUAUUUCGAUAACACGUUUUAUAAUGAGUAAUUACCUUCUAAAAUAUCAUCAAAAAUAUUGCAGGGAUUUCAAUAUUAUUUUCAUUUUACUAUACCGAUAUUUUGCAGUAGACAAGCCCAUAAAUAUUGAAAAUAUAUACGAAAUGAUUAUAGAUACAAUAGAGGUUAAUUCUGAGAAAGGCAAAAAAUCAGUAAAAAGAAGGACAAAAGAAAUUAAAUUCGCUGUUGGAAUGGUAGUACGUCAUAGGUGGACAGAUCAUUUUUCUAAUAGCCAUGACGGCGUAAUUAUUGGGUGGCACGAUAAAUGUGACGAAAUGUUCCUAAACAAAAUAAAGAGCCCUUUUUUGCUUCCAUUUUAACGAUGUUUUCCAUUCAGUCAUAUUGGUCAAUGUGAGAAAUUUUUAUCCAGUGCCCAUCGACAUCACUAUAUCCUUCUCACCGAGAAUAAUGAGAUAAGUUAUGCGCAGCAAGGUAUAAUUAUUUUAGUAGCGUUUUUACAAAUCACAUAUGUAAUUUAU
Molecule: messenger RNA, 1239 nt
Organism: Cataglyphis hispanica
Lineage: Eukaryota; Metazoa; Arthropoda; Insecta; Hymenoptera; Formicidae
Exons: 6
Coding region: 115-1080 (321 amino acids)
Source: RefSeq, a predicted model, not a curated record